GAAGCAGCGAUGGCGAGCCGCCUCUCUUUUCACUCACAGCUCUCCUCCAUCAUGGAGACGAUGGCCAGGUCUGCCCUGAGUCAGAUCUGCAAACUGGUGGAUGAAGAUUCGGCUGAGCUCCGGCUCGAGUUGUCUCGUCUUUUGUUUGCCAAUUCAGCCCUGGCAGAAAAAGCUAACAGUCUGGAGUGUGAGCUGUCCAUUGUGAGAAGCGACGCCCCCAAGUUGUGUAAAAGUUAUCGCACCGUUGGUGUGCAAACUGCCUGCCACAGGGACGGGGAACCUCAUGUGUCUGGGCCUCCCACCAUAGAGGGGAUCUUUGGAAAAGACUGGUGUAUGAAUCUGUGGAAAGACAGAGAUCCAUAUAGUCUGGAGAGAGUCACAGACUCACCACAGCCCUAUGAGUCUGUGGCAGCGCUGUCUGACCAAAUCACUGUGACUGAGAUCAAAGAGGAGGAUUAUGUGGAGGAUGCUUCCCACAGCUGCCAGGAAACACUUAGUACACAGGAACAUGAACAAAGUGCAGCUGAGGAACCAGAACAACUCUCAGUCGGUUACUCAGCUGAUGGCAGCACCUGCAGCCUGUCAUUUGAUCAGGAAGGAGAACAGCUGGUGUCUGCAGCUGCUAUCGAAGACCCAUCCAUGCAGGUGAUAUCCAUCAAUGACACAGAGGAGGCCUUCAGCGCUCAUAUUAUUCCAAUCGAAGAGGAUGACGAUGAUGACGAUGACGAUGUACAGUUUGUUGAAGAAAGUCAGCAGGAGCCUGUAGGUGUGUCCAGCUCCGAGAAGCAGCAAACAUUACAGGCAGACAAUGAAAACAGCAGCGCUCUGGAUAAAGAUUCACAUGAUGACUUUAAUAUGGUUAAUGUGAAAACUGUCAGAGAUCUAAACAGAAACAAAUUCACAUGCCAAGUAUGUAGCAGGACAUUUUACCACAAGGGCACUCUAACACACCACAUGAAGUCACACAAGUCAAGCUUCUGUAACAUUUGUAAGCAGCAUUUCCCUCACCGGAACAAGUUAAACUCACACACCUGUGUGCCUCCAGUUCCUUCUCAGAGAGUCAGUAAGUCCUGUGAGCUGUGCGGGAAAACCUUUGCAAACCCGUCAGCACUGAGGAUUCACUAUGUUGUCCACACGGGAGAGAAACCCUACAGGUGCAGCUUGUGUGGGAAAGGGUUCACCCAGAAAGGCAAUCUGAAAUGUCACCUACGCAUCCACACCGGGGAGAGACCGUUCCGCUGUAUUAAAUGCGGGAAGACCUUCACGCAAAAGGUGAACCUCAACCAUCAUUUGAUGGCACACAGAAAUCGUGAGGUCGUGGGAGAGAAGCCCAUGUCUCGAAGACAUCUUAAGAACCUAAUGGCUGCAACCUGUCAGUGACUGACUGUGGUGCACAAUCAGUAGCUUUAUUAACCUGAAUGCAUCAUGUCAUGCUGUUCACACUGAUGUAAAGGUAGUUAAUGUCAUGUUUGUAAUAACUUGUAUUCUGUGGUAGUGCUUAGGAAAUCAGGAGUGUGGAGCAGAAUGUCCUGUUUUUGUCAGUUUUUAAGCAUUUAGCAAGUCAGUGUCUUGGUUGUUGUUUCUGUCUUUACAAUAAAAAAACAGUCAUGAAUGUUCA
This is a messenger RNA of Lates calcarifer (barramundi perch), 1618 nucleotides long. RefSeq names its product zinc finger protein 691. Gene Ontology annotation, biological process: regulation of transcription by RNA polymerase II. The transcript is spliced from 4 exons. Bases 10 to 1380 code for a protein of 456 amino acids. The record is from RefSeq and is a predicted model, not a curated record. NCBI's taxonomy places the organism in Eukaryota, Metazoa, Chordata, Actinopteri, Centropomidae. Gene Ontology annotation, molecular function: DNA-binding transcription factor activity; RNA polymerase II cis-regulatory region sequence-specific DNA binding.